GCUGCUGCUUUUUAACCUCCUACAUCUCCUCUAUCCCAGGUCCAAUCGCGUCGGUUUUCACGUCUCGCCCGCAUUUCCCCCAACAGUAAGCUUCACGAUGCGCUUCUCCGCAGCUACUUUCGUCGCGGCUCUGCCCGCCCUCGCCGCCGCCCAAGAGAAUCCUCUGGAUCAGUACGUGGCCCAGUUCCAGCAGAUUCUGGGGCAGGUUAGCUCCAAGCUCCCGCUUCCCGGCUCAUAUGAUGCCGCCGGCGCUCACGAGGCCAAGACGGGUCCUAUGAAGCUGUCUGUCCUGAGCCUGGACAACUGGAAGGAGACGCUCUACGAGCCUGUGGCACCCGGAUCCAAGACGCCCGAGGAGUGGUAUGUUUUGUUCAGCGGCGGUAACAAGACAUGCUUCGGCCACUGUGGCCGAAUUGAGGCUGCCUUCAACGAGACGGCGACCAAGUUUGCGGAGCUCCCAAACACUCCCCAUAUGGGCCUUGUCAACUGUGACAACCAGCCCGUCCUCUGCAACGCUUGGUCUGCCAAUCCCGGUAACAUCUGGGCCAUUGAGAUGCUUCCCGAGCCAGCCCCCAUCGACAUCUACAAGACGAGGCUGAACAUGACCACCGUCACCUCUGACGACAUUGUCAAGCUGCACGAGGCCGGAAACAAGGACAGCUUUACCCUCGUCGAUUCCUGGUUCCACCCCUUCAACGGCAAGGCCGUUGAGCUUGGCUUGGCCACUCCUCUUGGAUACCUUAUGUGGUUUUUCGGCCUCCUCCCCAACUGGGCCUUUAUGUUGAUUAUUUCUUUCGCUAGCCGAAGCUUCAUGGGUAACCGCAUGCAGCCAAACCGACAGCCCGGUGGUGCUCCCCAGGGAGCCCCCGCCGCCGCCCCACGAAAAUAAUCAAGUGGCUUGUAAAAAGUCUGUAUGAUUUGUCUUUGGCAGGAUUUCGAAUAUCUAGGUAGCCAUAGAGCAUUGGAUGAAGUGAUGUAUAUCAUGAAAAGGGGAAUAGACCCCGGGAGGCUUGUCUUUUAUGAAUAAUGCCAACAUGAGGGUUGUUGGUCAAAGACUUUUUUGGGUAUGAUGAGAUACGUAGCUUUAUGACGGGAAAAAAUGGGAAAAGUCCAAUUUUUUAAAUCAUGACUUGCUCUCGCAUGUUUCUUGGAGUGAUUUCAAGCCGUC
Messenger RNA from Trichoderma atroviride IMI 206040, 1168 nucleotides. RefSeq lists its product as uncharacterized. NCBI's taxonomy places the organism in Eukaryota, Fungi, Ascomycota, Sordariomycetes, Hypocreales, Hypocreaceae. The record is from RefSeq and is a predicted model, not a curated record.